This is a messenger RNA of Piliocolobus tephrosceles (Ugandan red Colobus), 2521 nucleotides long. RefSeq names its product platelet activating factor acetylhydrolase 2 (gene PAFAH2). The record is from RefSeq and is a predicted model, not a curated record. NCBI's taxonomy places the organism in Eukaryota, Metazoa, Chordata, Mammalia, Primates, Cercopithecidae. The transcript has 11 exons. Gene Ontology annotation, molecular function: 1-alkyl-2-acetylglycerophosphocholine esterase activity. Bases 180 to 1358 code for a protein of 392 amino acids.
GUUGAGGAACGGGAAGUGAUUCCAAGUGUCCCUGGAAACUACAACGACCAAAGGGCCACGGGUUCCUGGGCCGUUUCUCAUUUCCGUUGAGUUCAACGUCUGGGGCUGCUUCUGAGGAAUCAGCUUGACUGGCCAGCAAGUUCAGCUCCGGCAAGUCAUUUGAUUCACCCGGUGAUGAAAUGGGGGUCAGCCAGUCUGUGGGCUUUCCACCUGUCACAGGACCCCACCUCGUAGGCUGUGGGGAUGUGAUGGAGGGUCAGAAUCUCCAGGGGAGCUUCUUUCGACUCUUCUACCCCUGCCAAAAGGCAGAGGAGACCAUGGAGCAGCCCCUGUGGAUUCCCCGCUAUGAGUACUGCACUGGCCUGGCCGAGUACCUGCAGUUCAAUAAGCGCUGGGGGGGCUUGCUGUUCAACCUGGCUGUGGGAUCUUGUCGCCUGCCUGUUAGCUGGAAUGGCCCCUUUAAGACAAAGGACUCUGGAUACCCCUUGAUCAUCUUCUCCCAUGGCCUAGGAGCCUUCAGGACUUUGUAUUCAGCCUUCUGCAUGGAGCUGGCCUCACGUGGCUUUGUGGUUGCUGUGCCAGAGCACAGGGACCGGUCAGCAGCAACCACCUAUUUCUGCAAGCAGGCCCCAGAAGAGAACCAGCCCACCAAUGAACCGCUGGAGGAGGAAUGGAUCCCUUUCCGUCGAGUUGAGGAAGGGGAGAAGGAAUUUCAUGUUCGGAAUCCCCAGGUGCAUCAACGGGUAAGCGAGUGUUUACGGGUAUUGAAGAUCCUGCAGGAGGUCACUGCUGGGCAGACUGUCUUCAACAUCUUGCCUGGUGGCUUGGAUCUGAUGACUUUGAAGGGCAACAUUGACAUGAGCCGUGUGGCUGUGAUGGGACAUUCAUUUGGAGGGGCCACUGCUAUUCUGGCUUUGGCCAAGGAGAUCCAAUUUCGGUGUGCAGUGGCUCUGGAUGCUUGGAUGUUUCCUCUGGAACGUGACUUUUACCCCAAGGCCCGAGGCCCUGUGUUCUUUAUCAAUACUGAGAAAUUCCAGACAAUAGAGAGUGUCAAUUUGAUGAAGAAGAUAUGUGCCCAGCAUGAACAGUCUAGGAUCAUAACCGUUCUUGGUUCUGUUCAUCGGAGUCAAACUGACUUUGCUUUUGUGACUGGCAACUUGAUUGGUAAAUUCUUCUCCACUCAAACCCGUGGGAGCCUGGACCCCUAUGAAGGGCAGGAGGUUAUGGUGCGGGCCAUGUUGGCCUUCCUGCAGAAGCACCUCGACCUGAAAGAAGACUAUGAUCAAUGGAACAACCUUAUUGAGGGCAUUGGACCGUCGCUCACCCCAGGGGCCCCCCACCAUCUGUCCAGCUUGUAGGCACAACUGGCCGUUUGUAAAGUCACUUCAGCCAAGUUUUCAUUUGGGAGCUACCCAAGGGCACCCAUGAGCUCCUAUCAGAAAGUGAUCAACGUGACCCGUUUUCUCAGAUUGAAAGGUGUAAUCACACUGCUGCUUGGAUAACUGGGUACUUUGAUCUUAAAAUCACUUUGGGACUGGGAUCACUUGCUGAUUGACAAACAGACUUUCUGGGACCUUAAUGGAGUGGGGAACAAGCGGUAGAGUGGGACUGGAGGAGACCCAGGCCCCAGGCUGAGCACUUUGAGGCCUGGAUGAGAAGACUCAUCCCAGCGAGCUCAUUCCCUCACCUCUGGUCAGUGCUGCUGCUUCAGUGGAAGAGAUGAAGCCAAAGGAUAGAGUGAAAAUUGCUACCUUCAGAGACUCUAGCCCAGCCCAACACCAUCUCUUCCUAUCUCGUAGCCCUCUCCCUCCCCAGGGCCACUUGUUGAAGUCUGAGUACUUUAUGUAAAUUUCUAGGGUAUGAGCCGUGAUCACGUUUUCUGUUUAUUUCCAAGUCUUCUCAUUGUAUGGAACAUAGUACUACUUAUACUUACAGUAGUAAGUUGUACUUGUGAGCCCACAGAGAGGCAGACAGCAUGGCUCUCACAACACAGGGAGAAAAACUGAGGUACAAAGAGGUACCUCAGAAGCUCUGGAUUCUUUGGGGGUUUUGCUAAAAGCGUAUCUUGAUAGGAAACAACACAAGCAGGUUGAGAUGGUGAAGAUGACUCAACAACAGUGUUAAAUGGCCAUUUGCACAGGCCUUUGUCACAACAGAGAAGUAGUUUGGUCAGUUAAAACUUAGCUACAGCCUAACAGUACAGCCAGACCCCAUCUUAAAAAUAAAGAAGGCUGGGCGCGGUGGCUCAUACCUAUAAUCCCAGCGCUUUGGGAGGCCAAGGUGGGCAGAUCACUUAAGGCCAGGAGUUCGAGACCACCUGGCCAGCAUGGCGAAACCCUAUCUCUAUUAAAAAUAAGAAAAAUUAGCCUGGUGUGGUGGCAGGUGCCUCUAAUCCCAGCUACUGUGGAGGCUGAGGCAGGAGAAUCACUUGAACCCAGGAGGCAGAGGUUGUAGUGAGUCAGGAUUGUGCCACUGCACUCCAGCCUGGGUGACAGAGCAAAACUCUGUCUUAAAAAAGAAA